Rhodotorula graminis WP1 is the source of this 826-nucleotide messenger RNA. RefSeq lists its product as uncharacterized. The transcript is spliced from 6 exons. Lineage: Eukaryota; Fungi; Basidiomycota; Microbotryomycetes; Sporidiobolales; Sporidiobolaceae. The record is from RefSeq and is a predicted model, not a curated record. The coding region runs from base 16 to 711 and encodes 231 amino acids. Gene Ontology annotation, molecular function: oxygen binding; heme binding.
CUCCUCCUCGUCAAGAUGCGCGACCCCUCGACCCUUCCUGAGCCUCAGUUCAAGCACUACGACCGCGACCUCAUUCGCGACGACCUCGAGCACCGGGUCGCCUUUGCUCGCGACUUCCUCCGCUUUACCGAGGACGACGGCAAGGUCCUCAACUCGGUCGCGCCUCUCAUCGCUCCCUUGAUCAAGCCGACGGUCGACGGUGUCUACACGCAGCUGUUCCGGUUCGACUACACCUCGCUGCCGUUCCUCAAGAAGAACGCCGACUACGCCGGCGAGGCGCACGCCGUCGACCUCUCGCAGCUCAACCACGACGACCCGCAGAUCUCUCACCGCAAGAAGAUUCUGUCGGUCUACGUCGGCAAGAUGUUCACGUCCGACUUCGAGUCGCUCGCGACGUGGGCCUACUUCGACAAGGUCGCCAUGAUGCACACGGGCCUCGCCGGCUUCAAGCACCGAGCCAAGAAGGACCCGCUCGUCGUCGACCUGCAGCCAAUGGCUCUGCUGCUCGGCUGGGUCGUUGAUGUCGUCGUCAAGGCUGUCCUGAGCCUGCCGGACGAGACGGCCGACCUUGCGACCAAGACGGCCGUCAUCACCGCCUUCAACAAGCUCGUCUGGAUCCAGAACGACCUCUUCAACAAGAGCUACGCCAAGAACGACGCCGAGCUGGCUGCGGCGACGGCGGCGAGGAAGGAGGAGGACCCGGCGGCGUGAGCAAGGUGUCGAGGGGGGACGACUCGGAGGAGGCGGCGGGCAGGCUCUCCCGCAUCGUCUCGAGCUUGAGGAGCUUUCUCUGUACUGGUACAAGCCAAACUUUUAGCUUCUCCCG